UCGACCAAACAUCAGCUCGAUGAAUAUGGCGUGUAUCGGGGACGCAGACCCUUUCACCGCUGCGAUACCUGCCACCAAAGUUGAACUCACGGUUUCUUGUAGAAACCUGCUGGAUAGAGACACAUUCUCCAAGUCUGAUCCAAUUUGUGUGCUCUACACUCAAGGAAUAGCCAACAGGGAAUGGAGAGAGUUUGGAAGGACGGAGGUUAUAGACAACACCCUAAACCCUGACUUUGUCCGCAAAUUCAUCCUGGACUAUUUCUUCGAGGAGAGGCAGAAUCUGCGCUUUGACCUGUACGAUUUGGACUGCAAGAGCGACAACCUCUCGAAACACGACUUCCUGGGCCAGGCAUUCUGCACACUAGGUGAGAUAGUUGGCUCCCUGGGGAGUCGCCUGGAAAAGCCCUUAAUUGGGAUCCCAGGGAAGAAAUGUGGCACCAUCAUAGUGAGAGCAGAAGAGCUGAGCAACUGCAGGGAGUCAGUGAUGCUGCAGUUUUGUGGCAACAAGCUGGACAAGAAGGACUUCUUUGGAAAAUCGGAUCCUUUCCUCGUCUUUUACCGCAGUAAUGAAGACGGAUCGUAUACCAUCUGCCACAAGACUGAAGUGGUGAAGAACACUCUGGAUCCGGUGUGGCAGGCUUUCAAAAUUCCCGUCAGAGCGCUGUGUAACGGAGACUACGACAGGAGCAUUAAGGUGGAGGUGUACGACUGGGACAGAGAUGGAGGCCACGACUUCAUCGGCGAAUUCAGCACCAGCUACAGAGAAAUGUCGAGAAGCCAGUCACAAUUUCACAUCUAUGAGGUGCUAAAUCCAAAGAAAAAAGGAAAGAAGAAGAAAAAGUACCAAAACUCAGGAACGGUCACCCUCCUGUCCUGCCUGGUGGACACUGAGCUCUCCUUCUUGGACUACAUUAGAGGCGGGACUCAGAUUAAUUUCACGGUGGCAAUUGAUUUCACAGCAUCAAAUGGCAACCCUUCCCAGCCCACCUCGCUCCAUUACAUGAGCCCCUACCAGCUGAAUGACUACGCCAUGGCGCUGCGGGCGGUCGGAGAGAUCAUCCAGGACUACGACAGCGACAAGUUGUUUCCUGCGCUGGGAUUUGGUGCCAAGCUUCCCCCAGAUGGAAGGGUCUCACACGAGUUUGCUCUGAAUGGUAAUCCACAGAACCCAUACUGCAACGGAAUUGAGGGGGUGAUGGAGGCCUAUUACCAGAGUCUCAAAUCCGUGCGUCUCUACGGACCCACCCACUUCUCCCCUGUUAUUAACCAUGUGGCCAGGUAUGCGUCAGCUGUGACGGACGGCUCUCAGUACUUCAUCCUGCUCAUCAUCUCUGAUGGCGUCAUCACGGACAUGGCACAGACUAAGGAGUCCAUAGUCAAUGCCGCAUCUCUGCCCAUGUCAAUUAUAAUAGUCGGGGUUGGACCAGCAGAAUUUGAUGAAAUGAUCGAGCUGGACGGGGACGAGGAGAGGAUCUCUUCCCAAGGACGAUACGCAGAGAGAGACAUAGUUCAGUUCGUUCCUUUCAGAGACUACAUCGACCGGCGGGGUAACCACAUCCUCAGCAUGGCUCGCCUGGCAAAGGAAGUCCUCGCUGAAAUUCCAGACCAGUUCCUGUCCUACAUGAGAACCCGAGGGAUCAAACCUGGCCCCCUGCCUCCUCCUUACACCACCUGCCCUCCACCUGCUCUCCACCCGCUCCUGGCUAGACGGGUAAGCCGAAUCUAAAGGCCCUGGAGUCUCUCU
This is a messenger RNA of Cheilinus undulatus (humphead wrasse), 1744 nucleotides long. Its product is annotated as copine-8-like. The transcript is spliced from 20 exons. The record is from RefSeq and is a predicted model, not a curated record. NCBI's taxonomy places the organism in Eukaryota, Metazoa, Chordata, Actinopteri, Labriformes, Labridae. Gene Ontology annotation, cellular component: plasma membrane. Gene Ontology annotation, molecular function: calcium-dependent phospholipid binding. Gene Ontology annotation, biological process: cellular response to calcium ion. Bases 20 to 1726 code for a protein of 568 amino acids.